AUGGCCUCAGGGAAUCUCACCAGGGUGACAGAGUUCAUUCUCCUGGGCGUCUCAGAUCGUCCAGACCUCCAGAUCCCACUCUUCUUUGUCUUCCUGGUCAUCUAUGGGCUGACGGUGACAGGAAACGUGGGCAUCAUCACCCUCACCAGUGUGGACUCUCAACUCCAGACCCCCAUGUACUUCUUCCUUCGCCAUUUGGCUAUCAUCAAUCUUGGCAACUCGACUGUCAUUGCUCCUAAAAUGUUGGUUAACUUCUUAGUCAUGAAGAAAACCAUCUCUUACUACGGAUGCGCAGCCCAACUGGGUGGCUUCUUAGUUUUCAUCGUGGCUGAGAUUUUCAUGUUGGCGGCCAUGGCCUAUGACCGCUACGUGGCCAUUUGCAACCCCCUGCUCUACACGGUGGUGGUGUCUCCACAGAUCUGCCUUCUGCUGGUGUCCCUCACCUACCUCUACAGUCUGACCACAGCGCUGACUGUGACUUCCUGUGUGUUCUCAGUGUCCUACUGCUCUUCCAACGUCAUCAACCAUUUCUAUUGUGACGAUGUCCCCUUGUUAGCUUUGUCCUGUUCGGACACCUACAUUCCAGAAACAGCAGUGUUCACCUUCUCGGGGACCAAUUUGUUUUUCUCCAUGAUCAUUGUUCUGAUAUCCUACUUUAAUAUUGUGCUCGCCAUUUUGAGGAUACGUUCCUCGGAGGGGCGACGCAAAGCUUUUUCUACCUGUGCGUCUCACAUGGUGGCGGUCACUGUGUUCUAUGGGACGCUUCUCUUCAUGUAUUUGCAACCACGGACCAAUCACUCCUUAGAUACUGAUAAAAUGUACUCGGUCUUCUACACCCUGGUUAUACCAAUGCUGAACCCCCUCAUUUACAGCCUCAGGAAUAAGGAUGUGAAGGAUGCUUUGAAAAGAUUCCUGAAGGGCCCGUGUCAAUCGUAA
Molecule: messenger RNA, 936 nt
Organism: Condylura cristata (star-nosed mole)
Lineage: Eukaryota; Metazoa; Chordata; Mammalia; Eulipotyphla; Talpidae
Product: olfactory receptor 8J2
Exons: 1
Coding region: 1-936 (311 amino acids)
Biological process (GO): sensory perception of smell; G protein-coupled receptor signaling pathway
Cellular component (GO): membrane
Molecular function (GO): olfactory receptor activity; odorant binding; G protein-coupled receptor activity
Source: RefSeq, a predicted model, not a curated record